Messenger RNA from Paramisgurnus dabryanus, 3101 nucleotides. RefSeq names its product MAGUK p55 scaffold protein 2b (gene mpp2b). Lineage: Eukaryota; Metazoa; Chordata; Actinopteri; Cypriniformes; Cobitidae. The record is from RefSeq and is a predicted model, not a curated record. Gene Ontology annotation, molecular function: protein binding.
CGCUUUAAGACUCACAGCAUCUCAGUACAACAGAAGUGCGUCGCUGGCGGUCAGAUACGCGAUUUAAAGCAGACAGCAGAGCAACACAGACUGUUAAAAUCUCCCUUGAGUUUUCACUUGAUUAUUUAUUUAAAGAGCACAUGAGCUAGUGAAAAGCGUUUCUGCGUGAUAAAAUUCUGCAAUCUCUCGGACUCACUGGUUGCUGUGCUAUCAGGUAAAAGCGGAUGGAUUAAACACGUUAAUUCAGCGCUGAUGAUGGUAAUGAUGAGCACAGUCUGCAGGAACUGAAGAACGCACUCGACUCUUUAAUUUCACCCUGUCACGCAUUACAGCUGGCCACAAACACAUUUGGUACGUACGGACGCUGAAGACAACAAAAAUGCCUGUGGCAUCUGCCAGUUCUGACUCGGCGAUGCAGAGUCUUUUGGACACCCUGAGCGACAGCACCAGCUCCACCACGGCUAAUGACCUGGACCUCAUCUUUCUGAAGGGCAUCAUGGAGAGUCCUGUGUCUCGUGAGCACUUUGAAGAGCCAAAGCUAGAAGCAGUGAGGGACAAUAAUGUGGAGUUGGUGCAGGACAUCCUGAGAGAUCUCUCACCUCUCACACCUCACAGUCCGGCAGCCCAAGAGCUACUCUACAUCCUCAAAGAGCCACACUUUCAGUCUUUACUUGAAACGCAUGACUCGGUAGCAUCCAAAAGCUUUGAGACUCCGCCCCCCAGUCCCUGUGCAUUUAUGGACCCCGCCCUGAACAAUCAGCCUGUCCCCCCUGACGCCAUCAGAAUGGUGGGAAUCCGCAAAGUCUCCGGAGAGCACCUGGGUGUGACAUUCCGGGUAGAGGGAGGAGAGCUGGUUAUCGCUCGGAUUCUGCACGGGGGCAUGAUUGACCAGCAGGGGCUGCUGCAUGUGGGUGACAUCAUCAAAGAGGUGAACGGUAAAGAGGUGGGGAGUGACCCGAAAGUUCUUCAGAACAUGCUUAAGGAGUCCAGUGGCAGUGUGGUCCUCAAAAUCCUACCCAGUUAUCAAGAACCACACACACCACGACAGGCAUUUGUAAAGUGUCACUUUGACUAUGACCCAACUCAUGACAACCUCAUCCCCUGUAAAGAAGCUGGACUUAAAUUCAGCAGUGGUGACGUCCUGCAGAUCUUCAAUCAGGAGGACCCAAACUGGUGGCAGGCUUGUCAUCUGGUGGGGGGCAGUGCUGGUCUGAUCCCCAGUCAGCUGCUUGAAGAAAAGAGAAAAGCAUUUGUCAAGAGAGACCUGGAGCUCACUAGCACAGGGCCUCUGUGUGCAGGGAUGGGUGGUAAAAAGAAGAAGAAGAUGAUGUACUUGACCACCAAGAACGCUGAGUUUGAUCGUCAUGAGUUGAGGAUCUACGAGGAAGUGGCCAAAGUUCCUCCAUUCCGCAGGAAGACGAUGGUUCUGAUCGGAGCACAGGGUGUGGGCCGUCGCAGCUUAAAGAAUAAACUUCUGGUGUCAGACCCUCAACGUUACGGAACCACCACUCCCUACACGUCUCGUAAACCAAAGGUAGAUGAGAAGGAGGGCCAGAUGUAUCUGUUUAUGUCUCGCAGCCAGAUGGAAGCAGACAUUAAAAGUGGACGUUUUCUUGAACAUGGAGAAUAUGACGGAAAUCUAUAUGGCACCAAAAUCGACUCCAUCCAUGAGGUUGUGGACUCUGGGAAGAUCUGCAUUCUGGAUGUCAAUCCACAGGCUCUGAAAGUCCUAAGAACAGCAGAGUUUCUUCCUUACGUGGUGUUCAUCGAAGCCCCAAACUUUGAGGUCCUUAAAGAAAUGAAUAGGUCUGCCAUUGAAGCUGGAGUUGUGACUAAACAGAUGACGGACUCUGAGCUGAAACGAACAGUGGAUGAAAGUGAAAGGAUCCACAGGGCCUACAGCCACUACUUUGACCUGAGCAUUGUGAAUGAUAACCUUGACGGUGCUUACCGAAACCUCAGGAGAGCGUUAGACAGACUCAACACAGAUCAUCAAUGGGUUCCCGUCAGCUGGGUCUUCUGAGAGUUUUCUCAUUCAUCUGAAGUUUAGUUUACUGCUGUGACCAAUGUCAACAUACUUAUUCUUUAGAUUUUUCCACAAAUACAUGAGAAAGUUAGUUUUUAUUUUAUAAAGAACUGAAACUGAAAUCGGUAUAUCUGUAGUUGUUUUAAAAGGGUUCUUCUGUACAAUGCUGUAUGUAUGUUUGUUAGUUCUGUGAGUUUAGGGCUGUAUAUUUGUAUAGAAACUGUUGUCAGUAAAUACUGUAGAAUACUAAACUAUAAUGAAGAUAUUCUGAAUCAUCUUGGAUGUAUAAAUGCUAUGAUUAUGUUGUGGUUCACAGGAAUCGUUUAGCUUAUGGUAUUAAAGACCUGAGUCAUAUUCUUGUGCAUGUUGUGAUUGAUUUGUGUUUAUUACACACGAUAUGUCACACUGUGAAAAAGGCUAUUUCUCCACCCCAUGGAGUUUAUUCAUGUUUAAUAAAUUAUAACAGAGUAAAUAAUACCUUCACUUUUAAAUCAUACAUGUCAAAUGAUUACGCCGAUCUAAACAAAUAUUUACUUACCACAUGUGCUGAUAUUCCAUUUUAAAUCCACUUUGGCUGGUCAUCACCUACAAUCUGCUUGACUGUUUCCCAGUUCAGGAGAUCUUGCGAUAAAUGAACAUGAUAUUGCGAUUAAAUUAUAACAUUUUUUUUAAAGUUAAGACAAUAAAUGUGGCCCGUGCUGGCAAAAUGAGACAUGAAAAUGAUCUUCCACCUUUUGCUUUGACCCCUUGAUUUUUUCUCCAAACAUGACUUUGCUGACUCUGUGGACAUCAUUUUGAAUUUUUUAAAUAGAGAAUGUUAAAAUGUAAAUAACUAAUUUUUUGAAAAUGUGCUCAUUUCGACCAGCAUGGGUCACAAAUACUCUUGUUCCUUUGAUAAAUAACUUACAUUUAUUUACAUGUUUACAUUUGCCAGAAGAUUUGAUCCAAAGCCACUUACAUUGUAUUUAAGCUAUACAUUUUCAUCAGUAUGUGUGUUCCCUGGGAUCAAACCUAUGACCUCUUGCACCGUCAACACAAUUAUCUACUAGUUGAGCUACAGUACAAGAAGAUGUGU